CACAGCCUAUGGAGGUCCAAUCGAAACCGCACAAUGAAACUACCUACGGCGUGCUCGAGGUGCAGAAGGAGGCGCAAAAAGUGUUUCCGAACAAAACCUGGAGGUCCGUGUGACGCCUGUGCUAAGAAACAGCAUCAUCAAUGUUCCCUCGUCCCGACUUCUCCUCAGCCACGACGUGUCUCUCCACAGCCACAGCACGUCUCGGCCAAACACAAUGAUCUGAGCCCACAAUCUUCUCUCUCGCAUGACCUCAUCGAAGAACUUGUGGAGAAUUACAUUUACUAUAUACUUGACAGACCUCAUACUCUCUUCCAUCUACCCACCUUGCGAACUGCAGUGAGAGAAGAUACGUUGGGAGAUGCCUUGCUGUCCGCCAUACUGGCAUUUGGCUGUCGAUUCCAUGAUAAGCCUGAAAUAGCAUCCCUUGGGCCUGCUUUCAUGGAAAAGGCCAAAAGCCUACUGAAGCAGGAUAUGGAGAAUAUCUGUCUUGAGAAUAUCCAGACGUGCGUCCUGCUCGCAAAUUUAUCGUCUUCGUCAAAGAAUCCUGAAUCUGAAGCCCUCUUUGUUGCCCUUGGCAUUCGUAUGGCCGAAAUUCUUGGUCUGGAUCGUCCGGAUCCGGAGGACUCUGAGGUUUUACGUGAAACAAAAUGCAGGGUGUGGUGGACAUUGUUCAUGGCGGACCGUUGGAGUUCGGUCGGUCGCAACCUGCGUCGCGCGAUGCCGGACUUGAAUCAGGAGACUCCCCUGCCAAUGGAUGAAGAUGUUUUCCAUCAUCUGGAUGUUGACCAAGGUAGUGAGAGAUCCCCUACGCGCCCUCGUACACUGGGACUUUGGGCAUACAAUAUCAUGCUUGCAAAGAAGCUGGGGCCUAUCCGGGACUUGAAUAAGCAGUGGAAUCAGGAGGAUCUUUCCGAAGAUUACGUGAUGCAACGCGUCGCGGAUCUAGCAGAAGGCCUACAACUUUGGGAAGCGGGUCUUCCCGAGGAGAAGAAAGCGACAGAGGAGAACCUUCGGGCACACAGUGCCAAAAGUCUUGGGGGACCGUUCCUCGCCAUACAUACAGGCUACCACCAGCAUUUCGUGCUUCUGUUGUUCAGAUUCCUGGACCUCAAUCGGGCCCAGACACCCAAGACAAUCGAGUAUGCCGAGCUCUGCAAGUAUCACGCAAGGUCGAUCAGUCAACUCGUCCAACUCUCGCGCCAAGUUCCGAAUUGCGCAAUGGUUUUUGGAGGAGUGGGCUACAUGACAGUUGCUUCUUCUGCGGUACUGCUGCAUACACUCAUUUUCGGCCAGCAAGAUGACACGGCUGAUAUCAGAGCCAAGCUGGAGUCCAAUUAUGAAACCAUCUAUGAGCUUCAAAAAUACUGGCCUUCGAUUCAAAACUCGGUGAAACGUCUCGAACUGUUCCAAAAGACUUGUACGAGGCCCGGCGCAAUGCAAACCUAUAAGUUCGACAAGUGGAUGGUGAGAUUUCUGGUGGAACACCAUCUCCCGCUGGAUGAGCCUGAGGGGGAUCUAUCGCCUGGUGAGGUAUAA
Messenger RNA from Fusarium odoratissimum NRRL 54006, 1536 nucleotides. RefSeq lists its product as uncharacterized. Bases 34 to 1536 code for a protein of 500 amino acids. Gene Ontology annotation, molecular function: DNA-binding transcription factor activity, RNA polymerase II-specific; DNA binding; zinc ion binding. The record is from RefSeq and is a predicted model, not a curated record. The transcript is spliced from 2 exons. Gene Ontology annotation, cellular component: nucleus. Gene Ontology annotation, biological process: DNA-templated transcription; regulation of DNA-templated transcription. NCBI's taxonomy places the organism in Eukaryota, Fungi, Ascomycota, Sordariomycetes, Hypocreales, Nectriaceae.